AUGGUCUCAGAUCUUUCCAGAGGAACUCUUCAAGGAGCAGCUCUGGGCUCCACCGACAUCAGCCUGAGCCCAGGAAAGAUCCAGACAGGAAGCUACACAGCAGACACACACACGGCAGGGAGUGUGUGUCUGCUGCUGCAGGUGGCACUGCCCUGUGCCCUGUUCUCAGACGGAACCACACACCUCUGUCUGAGAGGAGGCACCAACGCAGAGAUGGCCCCACAGAUAGACUACACACUCAAGAUAUUUAAACCAAUCGUAGAAAAGUUUGGAGUUAACUUUGACUGUGACGUAAAGAUGAGAGGGUUCUUUCCCAAAGGUGGGGGUGAGGUGCAGGUAACAGUGAGUCCAGUGAAGCAUCUGUUGCCGGUGGUGAUGACCGAGAGAGGAACCAUCACCAAGAUCUACGGCCGAGCCUUCGUGGCCGGGGUCCUGCCUUACAAGUUGGCCAAAGACAUGUCGACCGCCGCCCUCAGAACCAUCCGGAAGGAGAUCAAAGAACUUUACAUCAACAUCCAACCACUGCAGGAGAAGGACCAGGCCUACGGCAACGGGAACGGGAUCAUGGAGACCGGAGAGAGGGAGACCGGAGAGAGGGAGACCGGAGAGAGGGAGACCGGAGAGAGGGAGACCGGAGAGAGGGAGACCGGAGAGAGGGAGACCGGAGAGAGGGAGACCGGAGAGAGGGAGACCGGAGAGAGGGAGACCGGAGAGAGGGAGACCGGAGAGAGGGAGACCGGAGAGAGGGAGACCGGAGAGAGGGAGACCGGAGUGAGGGAGACCGGAGGAGAGGGAGACCGGAGUGUGGGAGACCGGAGUGUGGGAGACCGGAGUGUGGGAGACCGGAGUGUGGGAGACCGGAGUGUGGGAGACCGGAGUGUGGGAGACCGGAGUGUGGGAGACCGGAGUGAGGGAGACCGGAGUGAGGGAGACCGGAGUGAGGGAGACCGGAGUGAGGGAGACCGGAGUGAGGGAGACCGGAGUGAGGGAGACCGGAGAGAGGGAGACCGGAGAGAGGGAGACCGGAGAGAGGGAGACCGGAGUGAGGGAGACCGGAGAGUGGGAGACCGGAGAGUGGGAGACCGGAGAGUGGGAGACCGGAGAGAGGGAGACCGGAGAGAGGGAGACCGGAGAGUGGGAGACCGGAGAGUGGGAGACCGGAGAGUGGGAGACCGGAGAGUGGGAGACCGGAGAGAGGGAGACCGGAGAGAGGGAGACCGGAGUGUGGGAGACCGGAGUGUGGGAGACCGGAGUGUGGGAGACCGGAGUGAGGGAGAGUGGGAGACCGGAGUGAGGGAGAGUGGGAGACCGGAGAGUGGGAGACCGGAGAGUGGGAGACCGGAGAGUGGGAGACCGGAGAGAGGGAGACCGGAGAGUGGGAGACCGGAGAGUGGGAGACCGGAGAGUGGGAGACCGGAGAGUGGGAGACCGGCUCUUUAG
This is a messenger RNA of Knipowitschia caucasica, 1440 nucleotides long. Lineage: Eukaryota; Metazoa; Chordata; Actinopteri; Gobiiformes; Gobiidae. The record is from the annotation of a GenBank genome assembly.